Messenger RNA from Cicer arietinum (chickpea), 2533 nucleotides. Its product is annotated as arabinosyltransferase XEG113-like. Gene Ontology annotation, biological process: cell wall pectin biosynthetic process. Gene Ontology annotation, cellular component: Golgi apparatus. Gene Ontology annotation, molecular function: arabinosyltransferase activity. Lineage: Eukaryota; Viridiplantae; Streptophyta; Magnoliopsida; Fabales; Fabaceae. The record is from RefSeq and is a predicted model, not a curated record.
AGAGAAGCACAUUGGUUGACCAGAACAAAUGAUGAGUACAGCUUCACCAUUUCAAUACCAAUCUCAUUCUGAAAAAUCUCUUUCAUCAUUUCAAUAAUAAUCUCAACAUUCAAAUUUCUAGGUUUUGCGUUUUCACCAUCACCAUCAUCUUCUUCCUUCUUAAACGACGAAUAUGACGAGAGUGAUACUGUUAUGAAUACGUCGUCGUUUACUGUUCAAGAUGGGAGGUUGGAGAAAUGGUUGUGAGGAAGUAGUUCAAUCGAAGCCUCUGUUCCUCACGAUCUACACUAUCGUUAUCAUUGGCAUCGUCGUUUCAUCUUUCUACGUUUUUUUAGCUAUAUAUUCGAGUAACACUCCUGCUGCUCAUUCUUCUGCAUGGCUCUCUUCUUCCAUCUCGAAUGAGAAUUCUCGCGUUAUUGAUCAUACACUCAACAUUUCUCAGUCAGAGAAGGCGCAGACUGUGUCUACUCCUUCACCGGAGAAACAGAAUGUGUGGCCGAGUUUUGUUUGGGAAGUUCCACCCUCAAAUAAAAAAAUGCCACCCUUGAAGACUUUCCGACUGACCAAAGAACUGGUUCAGCAAAGGGUGAAAGAUAACGUUGUGAUUGUGACCUUUGGUAACUAUGCAUUCAUGGAUUUUAUCCUGACUUGGGUCAAGAAAUUGACAGACCUGGAAGUUUCUAAUCUUCUUGUUGGUGCAAUGGACACCAAAUUAUUGGAGGCACUAUAUUGGAAAGGAGUGCCAGUUUUUGACAUGGGAAGCCAUAUGAGCACUGUUGAUGUUGGCUGGGGUUCUCCAACAUUUCAUAAAAUGGGGAGAGAAAAAGUUAUUCUGGUAGACUCAAUACUGCCUUUUGGUUUUGAAGUAUUGAUGUGUGAUACUGACACAGUUUGGUUGAAGAAUCCACUUCCAUAUCUUGCUCGUUAUCCAGAAGCAGAUAUUUUAACUUCAAGCGAUCAAGUUAUACCAACAGUUGUUGAUGACAGUUUGGAAAUUUGGCAAGAAGUCAGUGGUGCCUACAACAUUGGAAUUGUCCAUUGGAGACCUACAGAGUCUGCCAAGAAUUUGGCAAAGCAAUGGAAAGAAAUGCUUCAAGCUGACGACAAGAUAUGGGAUCAGAAUGUGUUUAAUGAACUUCUUCAACGUCAGCUAGGACCAUCUGUUGAUGAUGACAGUGGUCUUGUUUUUGCUUUCGAUGGAAAAAUGAAGCUGGGAAUUUUACCUGCUAGUAUCUUCUGUAGUGGACAUACAUAUUUUGUCCAGGCUAUGUACCAGCAACUAAGGUUAGAGCCAUAUGCAGUACACACGACAUUUCAAUAUGGUGGUACUGAAGGAAAGCGCCACCGACUACGAGAAGCCAAGAUCUUCCUUGAUCCACCAGAAUACUAUAAUCCUCCUGGGGGUUUCUUAUCAUUUAAGCCAUCUAUCCCAAAAAGCUUGUUGCUAAGUGGGGAGCACAAUGUUGAAUCACAUUUUACUCUUAUAAAUCACCAAAUGAAACAGAUUAGGACAGCACUUGCAAUUGCUUCCCUUCUGAACAGAACACUGGUCAUGCCUCCAUUAUGGUGCAGGCUUGAUAGGCUAUGGUAUCCCCAUCCAGGUGUUUUGGAGGGGUCUAUGACUAGACAACCUUUUCUCUGUCCUUUGGACCAUGUAUUUGAGGUGAAUGUCAUGCUGAAAAAACUCCCAGAAGAAUACUUUGGCCCUGAAAUAGAUAUUAGAGAGUAUUCAAUAUUGGAUAAUCCUUCUCUGCCCCCUGAGGUGAAAAAGUCAUGGCUUGAUGUUCAGCUUUGUAAAGAAGGAACUCAAGAUUGUGAUGGAUCAUAUAAUAGCACUGUUGAAGGAGUACUUAAAUUUCCAAAGAAUAGCAGUGAAGAAAUGUUUACAAAAGUAUUCUCAUCAUUCAAGGAUGUAAAAGUCAUUCAGUUAUCUUCAGUGCAAGACGCUUUCACCGGUUUCACUAACAAGGAAAGGGAAGAUAGAUUCAGAAAUCGUGUUAAGCAGUAUGUGGGCAUAUGGUGCUGUAUGCCGGAUACAACUAUUGGGCACAUAUAUUAUGAUAUGUACUGGGAUGAGAAACCUGGAUGGAAACCAAUUCCUCCUCAAUCUUCAGAAGAUGAUCAUCCACCCUUUUGAGAUCAACUUCUUGUUUAUGUACAAGGUGGUUUGGUUUUGAACUAAUUAUAUUGUCAAGACCAAGAUUGUAUACUCACAGAAGUGACGAAUCGGUAACAGUAUCCAUAUUGAGGAUGUAACAUAUUUAUAGAGAUUAGACAAUUGUUUCUUGUGUAGCAAUAAGAAAGUUUUGUCUGUAUUAAGUUUACCAAUAUUGCACAAACUAGAGAAAUGGAAGGCUACAAUUUCUGAGGGUGCAUUUGACCUUGGUUGAUACUGGAGACAUUCAAAUUCAAUUGUAUCAUUGUUGUUUUCCACAUUUUAUUCCAACAGAAAAAAGCUAUGUUCGGCAUUUUAUUGUCGAUUGGCAUGUGCUAUUUAGUUAUGCUGCUCAAAGUGAAGCCUUUAUAUAGUUGG